AUGUCGAAGCGGAAACGCACUGAAUUUGAAGAGGCAAAUCUUUCCAACUCGGAGGAUGGGAGGCUGGGGGUCCAAAUUGCCCGCUUGGAACAGAAAAUUGAGCAUGGCUCUCAGCUAAUCCAUCGAGCUCUUAAAACUGCCCGCGGCUUCGAACGCCAGAAGCUUGGACGGCGCCAGAAAACUGCAAAACAGAAGAAUGAAACGGCUCAACUAUCGCGAAUCAGCGAGGAAAUUCAAGCUCUAAAGUGCCUGGAUUUAACAGUUACUGCGGAACGGCAAUUACUCAAACAUCUUGUGAAGACGAAACGAAUUGCGGAAUCUCCAGCGUUUGCGAAGCUAUCGGAAAAAAGACCACUACCUGAAGGCCCAAAGAAUGGACCAAAAGCUAAUGUUAUAGCACGUUUAUUCAAGUCAAAUCCAGUAAGAGAUGUGUUUCCGGGGAUAAUAGACGGCAUACGUGGAAUUUUAGGUAUUGUGGAGGGGAUCCCUGCUGAAAUGAUGAAAGACCAUGAGAACACCACCAACCGGAAAUCCAAACUGUCGGAUGAGGUUAGGGCAGAGUUGAACUCUGGGGAACACCAGGACUUUGAGGGGGAUCUGGAAAUGGAUGAUGCAGACUUGGAUCAACCAAAUGCGCGAUUGGCGUCUUCUUCAGAAUCAGGAUCAGGCGAUGAGGGCAGUGAGGCACGACCACAAGGAAACACUGCUAGGUAUGAUCCAGCAGCAGAUUUGUCCCUUUCAUCGGCGUCCUCGGUGGCAUCAGCAGACUCUAUACCGGCAACCAAACUCAACAGUUCGAAGUUUAUCAACAAAACCCCCGAAACAACGUUUCUCCCAUCCCUGACAAUGGGCGGCUACUGGUCUGGGUCAGAGUCCGCCGAUGAGGACGCAGCCGCAGCUGCAGCCGCAAUCCAACCGAGGAAAAAUAGGAUGGGUCAACAGGCCAGACGAAAGCUAUGGGAGAAGAAAUUCGGCUCAGGUGCUAACCACCUUAAGAAAAUGUCGCAGGAGAAAGAUAUGUCACGAGAUAGUGGCUGGGACAUGAGGAAAGGAGCUACAUCUCGUGAUGCUAUGAGAGGGAAGCGUGGCAGAGGCGGAGGUUUUCCGACAGCCAUGUCUUUCCGAAAACCAAAAGAUAAACAGGUUGAACAAGUUCCGGAAGGGAAUAUUGGGCGCCCCAAAGCUCCCCAAACAUCUGAGCAAAAACCACUGCAUCCUUCCUGGGAAGCGGCAAAGAAGGCCAAGGAACAGAAGAGCCAAACCGCCUUCCAAGGGAAGAAGAUUGUAUUCGACUGA
This is a messenger RNA of Paracoccidioides brasiliensis Pb18, 1296 nucleotides long. RefSeq lists its product as uncharacterized. Gene Ontology annotation, cellular component: 90S preribosome; nucleus. The record is from RefSeq and is a predicted model, not a curated record. The transcript is spliced from 2 exons. Gene Ontology annotation, biological process: maturation of SSU-rRNA. The coding region runs from base 1 to 1296 and encodes 431 amino acids.